AUGCCACACCAAGCAACAUCAAGCGAUUCUGUCUGGAACCAACCAUGGUUGAUCUGGAUGGUUGUCAUCUUUGGAUCCAUCUCCUCUGCCGGGUUCGGGUUCGAUCAGGCCUGGUGGGCAAGUAUCAUGAGCUCCUCUCAAUUUGUUGAGAAUUUCGGAUCUCUUGAUCCUGCCACGAAUACACGGGCCCUGACAUCUUAUCAACAAUCGCUCGGUACUGGACUUGGCUAUGUUGGAGUCAUCGUCGGAGUGGUUUGUGGAUCGCCCUUGAAUGAACUCCUUGGAAGAAAGAACACCCUGUGGAUCCAGAGUGCCAUCGUGGCAGUUGGAGUCAUCAUCGAGUCUACCUGCAAAACCAGCUAUGCGCAGUUCAUUGUCGGCAAGCUCAUUGUCUACCUGGGUGGAGGUAUCGCCACGAGUGUCAUCCCUGCCUAUCAGGGAGAGUGCGCUCCAAAGUCGAUGCGUGGUCUCAUGUCCGGUACAUACAAUGCCUUCCUCAUGGUCGGUGGUCUCGCUGCUGCCCUGAUCGUGUAUUUGUGCCGUCAUAUCUCCGGCGACUGGGCGUGGCGCAUGGUAGUUGUGGCCCAAAUUGCUAUCCCUGCAGCUUGCUGGAUGAGUCUGCCCUUCUUGCCAGAGUCUCCUCACUGGCUUGUUUCUCAAGGCAGACUCGACGAGGCGGCGGUCACCCUCCGUCGUCUUCGAGGGCAAUCGUUCCCUGCCGAAGCUGAAGUCGUGGCGUUGCAACAGUACUGCCAAGACCAACGUGAAAGGCUGGCAAGCGCAACAUGGGCCGCCUGCUUCACGGAUCCGGUCAAUCGCCGUCGCACGUUCAUCUGUAUCGGUGCUCAGGUCUUCCAGCAGGCCCAGGGUAUUUCGUUUGUGGCAAACUACCAGGCUGUCUUCCUGCAACAGAUCGGCUUUCAAGAAGUCCUCCUCAUGUCUGUCGUGGUAUACGUGAUCGGCGUUACGGCCAACUUCUUGGCCAUGGCCUCUACCGACAAGCUUGGCCGCCGUGGGGUGUUGUUGUGCUCGGCUGCGAUGCUAGGAGCUUGUAUGUUCGUCAUCGGGGGUCUUACCACCAACGGGGCGGCUAACAUGUCGUAUGCAAUGCAGGUGGCUGCGGUGGUGAUGCUCAUGUUGUGGUUCUUUUCCUUUCAAGUCACCUGGGGACCUUUGGUGUGGGUGCUGACUGCCGAGGUGCCCCCAAGUCAGGUGAGAGAAAAGACCGUCGCCCUAUCUGGACUGGGUGCUUAUGUCACCGGUCUGGUUAUUGUUUUUGUCAAUCCUUUCACCCAGGCCGACAUUGGCGGUCGGGUUGCCUUGAUCUAUGGUGCACUAUCGAUUGUUGCUUUUGUGUUUGCAUGGUUCUUCGUGCCCGAAAUGAAGCAACGCACCCUAGAGCAAAUCGACGAGAUGUUCCAGGAUGAGGUGCCAACUCGAGCGUUCCAAUCACAUGUUUGUCGCUUACCUAUGGAAACCGUGGUCAAGGAAGGACAGGAAGAGUUUGUGGAGAGCGUUUAA
Molecule: messenger RNA, 1521 nt
Organism: Penicillium argentinense
Lineage: Eukaryota; Fungi; Ascomycota; Eurotiomycetes; Eurotiales; Aspergillaceae
Exons: 1
Coding region: 1-1521 (506 amino acids)
Biological process (GO): transmembrane transport; carbohydrate transport
Cellular component (GO): membrane
Molecular function (GO): carbohydrate:proton symporter activity
Source: RefSeq, a predicted model, not a curated record